GCCUGCGUCCGCACGGCUCGGCGGUGAGAGUGGGCGCGGGUCAGGGAGGCGCCCGGCCGAGCACCGGAGAAGGAGCGAUCUGGGGGAGCUGCUGGGGCUCCAGCUUCCCGAGAGGGGCGAUCCUUUCUUAUCUCUUUAUUUUCCCGGUGCGCGGCCUCCAGGAAGCGCGAUGUCGAAGCCGCCUCCCAAACCAGUCAAACCAGGACAAGUCAAAGUCUUCAGGGCUCUGUAUACCUUUGAACCCAGAACUCCAGAUGAAUUGUACUUUGAAGAAGGUGAUAUUAUCUACAUUACUGACAUGAGUGAUACCAAUUGGUGGAAAGGGACUUGCAAAGGCAGGACGGGACUCAUUCCAAGCAAUUACGUGGCUGAGCAGGCAGAAUCCAUUGACAAUCCACUGCAUGAAGCUGCCAAAAGAGGCAACCUGAGCUGGCUGAGAGAGUGCUUGGACAACCGAGUGGGCGUGAACGGCUUAGACAAAGCUGGGAGCACAGCCUUGUACUGGGCUUGCCACGGGGGUCACAAAGAUGUGGUGGAAGUUCUGUUUACUCAGUCCAAUAUUGAACUGAACCAGCAGAACAAGCUGGGGGACACGGCUUUGCAUGCUGCCGCCUGGAAGGGCUAUGCCGACAUUGUCCAGUUGCUUCUGGCAAAAGGUGCCAGGACAGACUUGAGAAACAAUGAGAAGAAGCUGGCCCUGGACAUGGCCACGAAUGCGGCCUGUGCGUCUCUCCUGAAAAAGAAGCAGGGAACAGAUGCAGUUCGAACAUUAAGCAAUGCUGAGGACUACCUUGAUGAUGAAGACUCAGAUUAACUCCCUGCUGGAGCUUUGACAUCUAGAACUUCUUUUGCUUUUGCCAUUCCAAAACUUAGUUUUUGCCGGAAGAGUAUUGAUAACUGUAAAAACAAAAGUGUCUAUAUAGACAUGGCAGUAUUGCACUGUGAAUAGGACCUGUAAGUGGAUGUCUCACCUUUGUUUUGCCAAUAAGUGAUGGAAAACUUUGCUUUGUAAAAUACAUUUAUAUUCACCAGAGUAGAACAAGAAGAGAUUAUUUCUAUUUAUCAAGCUAAAGGAAUUUUAAGAAUAUUUUGCCUUAAAAAAAUCAGGAUCUCUCUCUCUCUCUCUCUCUUUUUUCUUUCUGUUUCAUUCAAGUUCUUUACCUCAAGGAUUGGGAUCUCUUGAAUGGAUUUUUAAAAGGGGGGAUGCUUGUUAUAAUAACAGACCAAAAUACUUAAUAGAAAAUUGUCAGCUGUUCUGACAGAAAUAAACAUUUUAAGAGACUUUA
Molecule: messenger RNA, 1286 nt
Organism: Dipodomys spectabilis (banner-tailed kangaroo rat)
Lineage: Eukaryota; Metazoa; Chordata; Mammalia; Rodentia; Heteromyidae
Gene: Ostf1
Product: osteoclast stimulating factor 1
Exons: 10
Coding region: 170-814 (214 amino acids)
Biological process (GO): signal transduction
Molecular function (GO): protein binding
Source: RefSeq, a predicted model, not a curated record